This is a messenger RNA of Rotaria sp. Silwood1, 318 nucleotides long. NCBI's taxonomy places the organism in Eukaryota, Metazoa, Rotifera, Eurotatoria, Philodinida, Philodinidae. The record is from the annotation of a GenBank genome assembly.
AUGCCACGAUUUGAAAGUUGUAUGCAUGAUGCAAAAGUUGCAAGUAUUAUGUAUAGUUAUAAUUCUGUUAAUGGUGUACCAUCAUGUGCAAAUCAAUUUAUACUAGAAAUCAUUGCACGUGAAUCACAUCAUCUUCGUGGUUUUGUUGUUAGUGAUUACGGUGUUGUUUCAACAAUUAUGAAUGAAAAUCAUUAUACAUCAAUAGUAGAAGAUACAGUUACUACUGCAUUACAUGCUGGACAGGAUUUUAAUUGUGGAGAUUUUUAUUCAUCACACACUCAAGCAGUAUUAGAUAGAAAAAAUAAUUGUUCAAGCUAA